GCCGUAAAACAUAUCGCGCUGACUGUCGUAAAGGCGUUGCGAUUCUAGCCAGUCAAAGAGGAUAACAUGCGUACUUGUUCGCCAUCAAACUAAGAGAAAUUACGUUUUUACGGCACUUCAUUAAGCUUUACCUGAAUGUUUGAAGUGUCGGUUAGCGUUUUAAAGCUUAGUUAUUUUAAGCAUGGCUCUCUAUAACAAAGCAGCAGAGAUUCUUGAAAAAGUGGAGCAGAAAAAGGGGGCCGUGAAAACGCUCGUCUAUGAAAGUAAAUACGAAAACAUCAAACAACUCUUUGCACUCGUAUGCGAGACACACAAAUACUCAUCGGUCCUGCAGGAGAUCAUCAACAGCACCAGCUUUCUAAAAGAAACAAAACUCCGGAUUCAUGUAGCAAAGGUGCUGGCGUAUGACCUGCUCAUUGGACGUGGGUUGAAAUGCGGGGGGAGCUGGAAGGUCGUGAUGAUGAAACAUCGAUCCAGACUACAAGCUGCUCUGGCACGAAUUAAAAUUAAGAGGAAAGUGAGUCGAAAUGAGGAUCUGCUACCUUCCGGUUUCAAGGAGAUGCAAGGUGACGUUAUUCCACGAUUCGUGCGGGUGAACACAUUGAAAACAACUGUUGAGGAUGUCAUUGACUAUUUAAAAAGAGAAGGAUUUACAUAUCAGGGUACAGCUUGUCGGCUUGAAGAUCUUGAUCAGCUGUCUGGGAAAUCAUUUCUCUGUGAUCUUCAUCUCAAAGAUCUUCUGGUUUUCAGUUCAAAAAUGGACUUUCACAAUCACUUCCUCUAUAAAGCAGGCCACAUUAUAUUGCAGGAUAAGGCCAGCUGUCUUCCUGCUUUUUUCCUGAACCCCCCAGUCGGCAGUCAUGUGAUUGACGCUUGUGCAGCUCCAGGAAACAAAACCAGCCAUCUAGCUGCCAUAAUGAAAAAUAAAGGGAAGCUGUUCGCUUUUGAUCUCGACACAAAACGCCUGUCCACCAUGAGCACCCUUCUUUUGCGUGCCGGGGUCACAUGUCAACAGCUGGCCAAUCAGGAUUUUCUGAAGGUAGACCCACAGAGCUCUGAAUAUAAGGAGGUUAAGUACAUCCUUCUGGACCCCUCUUGUAGUGGAUCAGGAAUGGUGUGUUUGCGAGACGAAGCAUUAGAGCCGCAGGAGGACAAGCGUCUGCAGUCGCUAGCUGCAUUUCAACUGCGCUGUCUCAACAACGCGCUGCAGUUUCCUCAGGUGCAACGUGUCGUGUAUUCCACCUGCUCCGUUCACUCAGAAGAGAAUGAGAAUGUGGUGUCUGCCUGCCUGGAACAGAACCCUGGAUUCAGAUUAGUCAAUCUUCUUCCAAACUGGCCAGAGAGGGGUCACGACCCUUUCAAACAGUGCCUGCGUGCCAACCCAGCAAAAACACGGACUCAUGGGUUUUUUGUGGCCUUGUUGGAGAAACGUUCCCCGCAGAGAGUUGGAGAAAAUGUCCCGAUUACCACAACAUUGCCCACUGGUGGUGAGGAAAAGCAGGACAUACAGCAGUCUAAUGCACCUGAUGAGGAACAAGAGAACUCCGAGACUGUGAGCAAGGAUCCUACAAACUCAGGAUCAAAGAAGAAAAGGAAGAGAAACCGAAAAAAACCCAAAAUCUAGAAUCAUGAAAGACUCAUCAGCUUUCUGAACUACCAUUACACGGUUGUUAAUGUCCCUGAGCUUUCAUUAAAAUGUGAUGGCAAGAUUGCUUGACGUUCGUAUGCAAAUUUUAUUUUAUUUUUCUGCCUUUUUGCAACCUCAUAAAAACGAUUAGUCGAAAGAGCAUGUGAAUUAUUUGUCAUGCAAUAUCAAGCACCAUUCGCAAUUAAAGUCAACUUUACAGUUUUAUUGAAAA
Molecule: messenger RNA, 1859 nt
Organism: Triplophysa dalaica
Lineage: Eukaryota; Metazoa; Chordata; Actinopteri; Cypriniformes; Nemacheilidae
Gene: nsun5
Product: NOP2/Sun RNA methyltransferase 5
Exons: 10
Coding region: 182-1624 (480 amino acids)
Biological process (GO): rRNA base methylation
Cellular component (GO): nucleolus
Molecular function (GO): methyltransferase activity
Source: RefSeq, a predicted model, not a curated record